Gastrolobium bilobum is the source of this 1931-nucleotide messenger RNA. RefSeq names its product 25S rRNA (cytosine-C(5))-methyltransferase NSUN5. The coding region runs from base 15 to 1556 and encodes 513 amino acids. NCBI's taxonomy places the organism in Eukaryota, Viridiplantae, Streptophyta, Magnoliopsida, Fabales, Fabaceae. Gene Ontology annotation, cellular component: nucleolus. Gene Ontology annotation, molecular function: methyltransferase activity. Gene Ontology annotation, biological process: rRNA base methylation. The transcript has 13 exons. The record is from RefSeq and is a predicted model, not a curated record.
CCUAAAUCCUGCGAAUGAAGAAGAAGGGCGGCGUCGGCGGCGGCGAUGGCAGUCGCAAGGGAAAUGAAGAUAAGCGAGGAAGGUUGAGGGGAGCUGAGAGAUCAGCGUACUUCGCAAGGAGAGAGGCAGCGAAAGUGUUGAGAGUGGUUCUUGAAGGAGACGCAAAGCGACGUGCCCUUGCCUCUAUCAAAUCCCUUAUCUAUCAACCUUCUAUUAGAAACAAGAAAGCCACCUUUGCUCUCCUUUGUCAAACCCUCAAACAUCUUCCCAUUAUCAAGGAUGUCUUGGAAUCUGCUUCUAUUCUCAACACCAAGUGGAAGAGACAACAAGAGUUGAUUUACAUCAUUGUCUAUGAUAUCCUUUUUGGCCAGGAAGUUUCACUAGUUGGUGAUGCUGAGAAGUACCUCAUGCGCCGCAAAGACGCCCUACGUUCAACUCUUAAACAGAUUUUGUUACAGAGAAAUGUGAAGAACGUUAAACAGUUGAUUGCUCUGCAUGAUGUUCCUGAUGUUUCUGUACCUCGUUAUGUUCGUGUGAAUACACUUAAACUGGAUGUUGAUACUGCCUUACUUGAACUUCAGGAAAAAUACUCGGUUCAAAAAGAUGAUUUACUGCCUGACUUGCUGAUACUCCCACCAGGCACUGAUUUACAUGAUCAUCCUCUUGUCAAGAAUGGAAGUAUCUUUAUGCAAGGCAAGGCGAGUUCCAUGGUGGCACCAGCCCUUAGCCCUGAACCAGGAUGGGAGGUUCUUGAUGCAUGUGCGGCACCAGGAAACAAAACUGUCCACCUUGCUGCCCUUAUGAAGAGAAAGGGUAGGAUUAUUGCAUGUGAGCUGCAAAAAGAAAGGAUCAAGCGUUUGAAAGACACUAUAAAACUAUCUGGUGCUUCUAACAUACAAGUUCUCAAUGAGGAUUUCUUAAACAUAAGUCCCAAGGAUCCCUCAUAUUCUAAGGUGAAAGCUAUUCUUUUGGAUCCUUCCUGCUCUGGUUCUGGUACUGCUGCUUCAAGAUUAGACCAUCUGCUCCCUUCUACAGCAGCAGGUCAGGAUACUGAUAUGGAAAGGUUGAACAAGCUUGCGGCCUUUCAAAGAAAGGCUCUCCAGCAUGCUUUACUUUUUCCAGCAGUUGAAAGAAUUGUAUAUAGCACGUGUUCAAUCAACCAAAUUGAGAAUGAAGAUGUCAUCAUAUCUGUUCUGCCCAUAGCCGAAUCACAUGGAUUUCAACUCGCAAAGCCCUUCCCCGAGUGGCAGUGCCGCGGUCUUCCGGUGUUUGAAGGCUCUGAACACCUGGUUCGGACAGAUCCUGCCAAGGAUGGCGAGGGUUUCUUCAUUGCUUUGUUUAACAGGAAAGAAGCUAGCCUUCCGGGCAGGUCAAAUAAAAAUGAAACUGGAAUCCCCCACAGAUCUAUCAGAACUAGAAACGUGCAAAGAAAGAAACCUAUUCUCCCUUUUAUUUGCACUAACCCGUUCAGAAUGUGGUUACAUAAUCAACUGAACCGUGGUAUAAUAGCUAAGUCCCGUGGUGGUCGAAAUUGGAGGGAUAAAAGAGCUGGCUGAGGCAUAAAAUUAUUUUUGCUUUUUGGAUGUCAAUGUAACACAUUUAGAAAACAGAUUAAAGUGGUUUUGUAUCCAGCACUUUUUACAUUUUUCCCGUGUUUUAAAAAUUGAAUAGGGAAAAUUAUUUUCAUGAUAUUCGCUCGCUCAAAUUCUUUCGUUCGUUGGAUAUUAAGAAUGAUAAUGCGUUUCGGAUUGUUUGGGCUAAAAAUGCGAUGAUUCAUAAUUUGUGACUAGCAAAAGAGAGGCACAUAGCCAACUAUGGACAAAGAUUGAAAGAAAGCACUCAAUAGACCUCAAAAGUAACUAGAAAUGCCUGUCAACAAUCUCUGUCGUACAUUUUCGCUUUCAACAAAACAUCAUUCUGCGGAGCUGGGA